CUAAAAUCAAUAGUUUUCGUUAGUUUCAUUUCGAUACUUUCCGGUUUCGUUUCAGAUGAUAAUUGUGCUGUAAAUUUCGGGAUGACGUCGGGGGUGACGAUCGCGAAGGUGGGGUGUCUACUGUUAUAAAUAUUAAACAAAUACUGGUGAAGACUAGUGUCUGGGGACCGGGUACUAACCAAAGCCGAAAGAUGAAUAUGUGGAGAUCCGGAGGGAUACCCCUGAGCGCGCUCAGCCCCAAGUAUCUCCACACGAACUCCACCAGUCACACCUGGCCGUUCAGCGCCAUCGCGGAGCUGAUCGACAAUGCAUACGACCCAGAUGUCAUGGCUAAGCAGUUCUGGAUUGACUGGACUCGGAUAAAGGGGUUUGACUGCCUUACAUUUCAGGACAACGGGAGGGGUAUGACAAAGGAAGGAAUGCACAAAAUGCUGAGGUAAACCUCAAACAGUCCACACUGUAGCAUGAAGUGGUAUUGCAGGCAGGGAAGGAAGGUAUUUGUGAUACAUGUAUUUGAAAUACCUAUUUCAAAUACAAAAUAGGGUUUGUAAUUUGUAUUUGAUAGGAAUUAUGAAAAUGGCUUCAUGUUUUGUAUCAAAAUACUUCAGUGUUUUGUAUUCUUGGAGUUCAAAAAUACUUUAAAUUAAAAUGUUUUCUGUUAGACGUUUACAUCUCUCACCCACACUCUCAGAUAAGUUUGCCUGUUUUUGGUUUAUGUGACUGUUUUGGAAUACCUGAUCUGUAGUGUUCUCUAUUCAGCCUUGUUGGAGUUUCAAUAAAUGUUUUGAGUAGACCGUGAAUGUGUAUGCAUCUAAACCAGGGGUGUCCAGUCUUAUCCGCAAAGGGCCGGUGUGUAUGCGGGUUUUUUGGAUACCCUAUAGGUCAGCUGGUCACACCCAGAUGUGAGGACUCUUCAGCCAAUCAGUCCUCUAAUUAGUAAUUUAAUAAGGUGUGGCAGCGAAAACCUGCACACACACCAGCUCUUUGCGGAUAAGAUGGCCCACGCCUGAUCUAAACCCACAUCCUGGAGUUCUCAGUAGGUUCCGUGCUUAGAGUUUGGUUUCACUUACUACUUUCGUUACAUUUCUGGGUGGUUUAAUGUCAAAACAUAUUGAUCAUUUAAUAGUUGCGGAAUAAGUGGUAAAGCGUUUGUUUUCAAAUAUGUGUCCAUUGAAGCAGCUGGUUAGUAGGAUCAUGUAUUUGCAUAUCAUUGCCUGGAUAUAAUUUAUUAUGUUUAUGAUUAACAACCACAUGAUUAAUUACUUAGAAACUAGUUGCUAUGGAUAAAGGUGCUAUCAGUUGUAUGCUUAUGACCCUUCAUUACCAAACACCAAGUAACUAAAUUAUUAUACAAUUAUGAAUCAUUCAGUUAAACAUUG
This is a messenger RNA of Brienomyrus brachyistius, 1379 nucleotides long. RefSeq names its product MORC family CW-type zinc finger 3b (gene morc3b). Gene Ontology annotation, cellular component: nucleus; PML body. Bases 192 to 440 code for a protein of 82 amino acids. Gene Ontology annotation, molecular function: ATP hydrolysis activity. Lineage: Eukaryota; Metazoa; Chordata; Actinopteri; Osteoglossiformes; Mormyridae. The transcript has 3 exons. The record is from RefSeq and is a predicted model, not a curated record.